Messenger RNA from Diplodia corticola, 4170 nucleotides. RefSeq names its product nuclear migration protein. The transcript has 2 exons. Gene Ontology annotation, cellular component: cell cortex; mitochondrion. NCBI's taxonomy places the organism in Eukaryota, Fungi, Ascomycota, Dothideomycetes, Botryosphaeriales, Botryosphaeriaceae. Gene Ontology annotation, molecular function: tubulin binding; phospholipid binding. Gene Ontology annotation, biological process: dynein-driven meiotic oscillatory nuclear movement; microtubule cytoskeleton organization; establishment of mitochondrion localization. Bases 1 to 4170 code for a protein of 1389 amino acids. The record is from RefSeq and is a predicted model, not a curated record.
AUGGCGACCGAAUACUUCUCCGACCAGGAGUCUUCAACUGCCGCACGUUCGCUGUCAACGCCCACCGAAACUCCAUUCAUGACUCCACAGCCGUCGAGGUCACGGCGCUCUUCUCGACACGGGACCCCUUCAUCCUUCGGUGACGCAUCCCAGGCAUCACCGGCGCCGCCAGCUUCCGAUUGCACCUCGGGCGACUCCGCAAAUGAUGAGAACAUCUCUCAGUUGGACCCUCGCCGCUUCACACCAACUCUGCAAGCUAACCUCGUGGCCGAGAUCCUCAACUUACGGCGAGAACUCGACUCCAAGCACCGGGUGAUUGAGGAUCUCGAGACCAACUUGCACUCGACACAAGAGGAGAAUGAGCUUCUCAAUGACAAGCUGUCGACCAGUCUGAGGGAGAGCCGGGUCGCCAAGCGCCAAAUCCAGCAAUUGGAGUCUGGAACGCUUUCCGCUCUCGAAGAGCUGGUCAAGGAACGAGAUCAAAUCAGGUCCGACAAUGAACAUCUGAAAAGCAAACUCGAAGCGUCCCAGAAGAAGGCAAGGAGUGAAGUUGACGCAUCAGAUCGUACACAAGACCUCUGGCAGAAGGACAAAGAGGCCUGGGACAACGACAAGCGAUCUCUGGAACGUCGGCUCCACGUCACUGAGACUCGAUUGAAAGUUGUGCUUGAUGAGCUGGCAACGCAACAGGCAGCAGUCGAGGCUCAAGCUCCGGGAGACUUCGCCGGUGCCAAGGACGCGCCAAAUGGACACGAGAGUGACACAGCCAGCAUCCAAUCCUCACCCAAGAAAGGCCGGCACAGGCGAAACCAGAGCAGCGGUAGCGCAAGAAGUGUGCGAAGCUUCGGCCCUCGUGGGUACCGUGCAUCAAUCCUCACCAUUGGCUCUGAAGCACACGCAAAGCUCUCAAACGGCCUUAGCCUUGCGGACGAGCUUUCUUUUGACGAAGAGGAUGAAGAUUUCGAAGACCUGGAAACCGAUUCUGAAGACUAUACCGAGCACGAGAUUCGCGCUCGCAAGCUGAUGGAGGCCAGAGCAUCUUCCGUUCCUGACGAAAAGGCGCGCAAGAUGCUCGGCAUAAUGAUGGACAAGGACAGGACCACGCCGACACCUAGCGAGCCCGAUAGGGAUAUGUCUUACUGUCUUGACGACACCAUUCCCGAAAUCCACCGCCCGAGGCACCAGCAGUCUUUCGACACUAUUGUCCCGCCACAGUUCGAGCCGAGGAUUGAGCCGGAUGACGUAGUGAAGGUUGAGCGGAGGCGCGUCGAAUACGUCGAUACCGGGGUUCAACCGUCUCCUCCACCGUCUCCCAGAGUAACUGCGCAACAGAUCGUGGCUGCAAGAAGCAGUGGUCAUAUUAUGGCUGCUAUGGAUGUCGAAGCGAACCAGAGGAAGAAGCGUGUCUCUGCACCUCCUUCCGAGGCUAUGAGGGAGAAGGAGCUGGCGACAACUCAACGAAAAUCCGGACUGAUGGUCUCAACAUCGUGUCAGACCCUGAGCCAGCCGUUGAGCCCGCCUGAAACGCCAACGGUCGUGCUUCCGCAGUCCCCGACUGAGUCUGAAGCCUCCGUUAAUGCGCCGCGAAUGGCUUCAACGUCUACGCAGACGGAAUCGCGGGUGGAUCCUCAGCCAGCGUCGGUGCCUGAAGUCAUAGUCGAGCCUCCCCAGUCCCCGCCUCGGACGGAAAUUCCUGCGCCGAUUCCCAUUCCGCAAAUCGCCAUCCACCCCCCAGGAUCUACUCCUGGUUCUCCUAAACAUGCUGUGCUUCCCCCCAAUACCAAGAGCGCUGGUUCCCAGACUACUUCUGAGUUACCCAGCAACAUGCGUGAUUCCGAAGUACAGACCGAUCCUAUCUUGAUCGAGCAGCGGAUUUCCAAACUCCCACCUCAUCUGCUGCCUUCGGCUAUCUCUUCGAAGCCAGGAACGCCCAUCAAGGAGGAUCCGAAGGCUCAGCCCGUGCUCGCUAGGCCCUUUGAAGAGAAAGGGAAAUCUCCCUUGCAUCCGUCCACACAGGAGUUGCUCAAAUCAAUGCGGACCAUGUCCAUCCAGGCCACUCAAGACAAAUAUCCUGGCAAUAACGAUAAUGGUCCCCUCACACAGGAGAGCACUGACGGCAUAAGGCGGCCAUUCCGGACCAGCAGCCUGUUCGCUGGCUUUGACGGAGAAAGUUCCGAUGAGGAUGCUGCAGCCGACCAAGACGCCUCGAGCGAUGAAGAGGGAUACAGCGGUCACGCAGUGGUGGUCAGAGCAGUCAAAUACGGUCGCAUGUUCAACAAGCCUCCCACGCCAGUGCCAGAGGAGAAGGAACCCAACUCCAAACGGUCCUCGUACGAAAAACGCUCUUCGGUCGAGAAACGGUCGUCUUACGAAAAGCCGGCCAAGGUGGAAAAACCCAUCAGGGCUGGAUCGAUUCGCAAGCAGCCGAGCGUGCGUCGCUCCGCGCUGCUGCAGAGUGGCAUCACCGCACACGACCGGACGGCGCCUGGAGAAGCCAGCUCCAGCAACCCAUUUUCGAAGCCUAAACCGCCUCCGUUCCCUGUGCCGACCAGAUCAAGCUCCAGGAAGGCGCCGCUCAGCAAGAGCGAAGGCUCGAGCAGCCCGACACCACGCAGCAACAUGUUUACGAACCGGCGCUCGCGCCAGCAGCAACACGCCAGGCAAGACAGCCUGCGCAAGGUCCGCUCCGCAGCCGUCAUCCGCCGCGACGGUCGCCAACGAAGUAGAUCCCCGCCUCCGCCCCAGUCUUCUUUGACUUCCCCAGACGAGCCAGCGGAUGCGCCGCCGCUGCCUCGGGAUCGCGUUACUUCGCCGUACCAGGCAUAUGCACCCCGACACCAUGGCCGCCACCCGUCGGUUAGCACAGCCGUCAGCACGGCGGUCAGUUCUGCGGUCAACAGCAACCAAUCGGCGAGCUCUGUCCAAUCGGUCAGUGUCGUUGACGCCAUCGCGGGGGCGAUGGUGGGCGAGUGGCUUUGGAAAUAUGUUCGCGGUCGCAAAUCCUUUGGGGUGGCUGAUGCUGUAACACCGGAGUUCGGGAAGGAUGAUGGGACCGGCGGAAGCAGCGUCAGACACAAGCGCUGGGUUUGGAUCUCGCCCUAUGAGCGUGCUAUCAUGUGGAGCAGUAAACAGCCCACCUCUGGUACUGCUCUGAUGGGUAAGACAGGUCGGAAAUUGCAAAUCCAAUCCGUUCUCGACGUCAAGGACGAUACUCCUGCACCAAAGGGCGUUGGCGCCCAGCCAAUCUUUAACCGAUCCAUCCUCAUCCUAACUCCUGCGCGAGCUCUGAAGUUCACCGCGACUUCAGCUGAGCGCCAUUACUUGUGGCUUACCGCCCUCUCAUUCCUCGCACACUCCUCGCAAGCCGUCCCCGACCUGAACCAACUUCCGGCCGCGCCUACCGAGGAGUCUCCGCAAACCAAGCGCUCCACCGCAGCUCUAGGCCGCCGCCCGAUCACGAACUCCGUCCGCCUCGCCAAACAAAAUCAAGGGGGGUUGAAGGGUUAUGUCAACCGCGCAGAGCCGAUAUACGAGGGCCAGGCCGCUCAGUCGCCUGUUUCUGAGGCCGCAACCCCGCCGGUCAUACAUCGCCACGGCCGCAAGAGGAGCAUGACAUCUCCGAGACAAGCCGCCAUUCCGCCCCCUAUUCCUGGCAACCCUUUCACGCGUAGCUUUUCGGCGAACAGCGUGUACUCUGGGAAAAGCGUGCACUCGACAUCGGCUGUGCCACCGCCGAUUCCCACUGGUUCAUACUCGUCGGCAGCUUCCAGCGUCGGCAUGUCCGAUCUGUACUCGCCAGGAGGUACCAACAUUCCUCCCUCGGUGCCAAGCAGCAUCUACAACCCGAGCCGUCGCACUUCGGAAGCCAGCAGCAGUGCGGCCACAGCGGCCGGAACGCGCCGUGAGCUCUACGAUCCAUCCUUAGGCACGGUGCGCAUGGAGGCGUUCGUCGAGCCGCGCCUCAGCCUUAGCCAGAUCCCAGGUGGCGGGUUCCCGGGACUGGCGCCGAGUUUCAGGGAGAAAUCCGCUGCGCGACAGUACCGCAAAAACAGCCAAUAUUCCGUGAAAAGCGGAAUGACGGGUUCGGACGUGGCGAGCAGAGCCCCGAGCCAAGCGAGUGGCAAGUACUCGAGCGAACACGGAAGCGAUCUGUUCAGGGGCUUUGAGUAA